AACGUUUCUCAUUGCGACAGUGGCAGCUGUCUGUGUUGUGGUUGGUGUGGUGUGUGGGAGGGAAAGAGAGCCACUAGGCAACACUUUCAUCGGUCUCACUUUUUACAGAGUGACAGGUUGAAGCGCAGUGAGCCCUGUAAUUGCAGGGUGUUCCCAAGGCAACAGAUAAGGCAUGCAUUUCGUCAACCUGUUUGGGUUCAGUUUCUGAAAAACAACUGAGACUGACGGUGACAGAUUGAGAUUGACGCAUUGAUUGCGCUGUUUGGUCGAGACCCGCAUGAACGCAGUAACAUUUAAAGUGUUGCGGCGCUCGCGCAAUUCUAGUCAUUGCAUCUUCUAUGGGAAAUAUAUAUUUUAAUCUACGACGCAGCCGAGGAAGUUCUUUGAAGAAAACGCUUGUCUACACAACAGUUUGCCGCAACGAGCUGUCCAGGAUGAGGUGUGAGUUGGAGGUGACCCCUGAACCCAGCAGCCCCACGCUGCUCGGAGAGGUAGCAGACACCUACUGCCAGGUGGACCGCUGGCAGAAGCUUCGCACCGCUGUCCGCAAACUGGAAUUCUGGGAAGACUUCAGUGCCGAGCUGAUUGGGAGUGGCUUCUUCUCCAAGGUGUACAAGGUGUCGCACAGCACAACGAGGAAAGUGAUGGUGGUCAAGAUCUAUAAGAACGACGUGGACCAGGACAGCAUCGUACGAGAGAUCAGUCUACUGCAGAAGCUCUCACACCCCAACAUUGUCAGGUAUCUUGGAAUCUGUGUGCGAGAAGAAAAGCUGUACCCAAUACUGGAGUAUGUGAGUGGUGGCUGUCUGGAGGACCUCCUGGCCCAGGAGGACGUGUCUCUGUGUUGGAGGGAGAAGGUGGACCUGGCCUGUGACAUCAGCAGAGGCAUGACCUACCUGCACUACAAGAACAUCUACCACAGAGACCUCAACUCCAAGAACUGUCUGAUACGGGAGACGUCUCGGGGCAGGGAGGCGGUUGUGACAGAUUUUGGUCUGGCCAGGGAGGUAAUGGUGGAGCUGCCAGCUAAUGACCCAGAGAGGAAGAUGUCUCUGGUGGGUUCUGCCUUCUGGAUGGCACCCGAGAUGCUCAGAGGGGAACCCUAUGACCGCAAGGUGGAUGUUUUCUCUUUUGGCAUCAUGCUGUGUGAGAUUUUGGGCCGGAUCUCAGCAGAUCCCGAGAUCCUUCCCAGAACACGGGACUAUGGUCUAGACGUUGAGGCCUUCAGUGAGAUGGUCCAAGGUUGUCCACGACGCAUCCUGGAGCUGUCAGCCAACUGCUGUCUGAUGGAUGCGUUUCGGAGACCCUCCUUCUCAGAGCUGCUGGAUGAGUUGGAGGACAUCGCUGAGAGCCUGGAACCCCCCGACUCAAACCUGACCACUGGGUGAGGGGGUGGGGUCACCGUGUAUCCCCCUCAGCCCUCCUCCCCUGGAACGGAGGACAGUGUGGACGGCAGCAGGCAGCCACCCCAGUCUUAUACAGCAGAGGCACUUUAUAGUUCAGGUCCGCUCUACAGGACCCAGGUGUAGGGCUCAUAAUGCAGCUCCUCCUGCUGACUCUGUGUGACUCUGUGUGUUUCUCUGAAACAGAACCGGAUCACUGGAAGUUCAACACUCACCACCCCCCACUGUCUUUCUACAGUACAAACUCAGCUAGUGUGGGUCCAUUUGAAAGGGGUGGGGGUCGAAACAGACUCAGAAAUUCCCUAAAGAGCAUUUCCUCCUGGCUCUUAAGUUGUAUUCUAUGAUGUUAUUAUUCCACUUUAAGUUAAGGAUGUAGAAAUCCUUAUUUGUAAAUAGUACAUAAGGAGGACUGUCUGAGUAGUCCUGAUCCGUCUAUUCUCUUCUAUCAUAAUAUCAUAAAACAGGGGUUCCCAACCUAGAUCUGCAAUGCUUUAGGCUAGAAACAUGCUGUUAAUUGCCUGAGGAAGACUCAACUCUGAUGCACACGGGACUAUCUUUGGUUUGUCUCUGACAUUCAGAAGCUUAGCUACGACCUUCUAAAGUCGAUGAGUCAAAGAAAUUGGACUGCUUGGGAAGUAAUCUUAUACAAUGUGUGGCUCUGUCACUAUCAAUUGAUCUAUUCACUUUCUGUAAAAGAGAAUAUCUAUAAUUAAAUGAAAGCAUCUUAAAAUGAUCAUAAUAAAACAUAUUUAUUUGAUAGCGGAAUAACAUUUGAGGAAAUCAGGUCUAGACUUUAUUUUCCUUAUCCAUUAUUAUUAAAUAGCCCAUCUAAAAGAUGUCACGAGUCUUCUUAAACUACGUAGAAUUGCAGGAAAUUAGCUUCAAAACAACAACAUUUUCCUUGGUCCCUCAAAUUAAACAAAAUCAAGCUGGUGGUGUAUUUAAUAUAGACUAUCUCAAUAAACAAUAAUAAAUAGAAACGGGGAGAGGGGUGGGACAUUUUUCAAAUGUGAAAAAGGGGUCCCUGGGGGUAAAAGGUUGGGAAUCCCUGAUUUUAAAAUAACAUUUAUGUAGGACUUCUCCCCCUUUCCUUCAUCAGCCAGUCCAAGUGGUGACACAAUCAAAAAUAAAUCCCUCCCUCUGUUAAAGUAGUCAUCUGAAUGAUGUCAUUUAACGGUGAGGUAAUGGUGGACUGCAGCAGUGGAGCAGGAUUGCAGGAGGCAGGAUUGCAGGAUUGCAGGAUUGCAGGAUUGCAGGAUUGCAGGAUUGCAGGAGGCAGGAUUGCAGGAGGCAGGAUUGCAGGAGGCAGGAUUGCAGGAUUACAGGAUUGCAGGAUUACAGGAUUACAGGAGGCAGGAUUACAUUGCACUAGAAGUGACUGUUACAGUACAUGGCUGAAAUCUAUAGGAUGAAGGAAUUGUGCUACUGUGUGGGUAAGGACCAAACAACACUCUUUCUCUCAUUUCCUUCUUUUUCUGGUUUCUAACAGAGGUUAACAGAGGUGGCCAGUGUUAGGUAAGGGUUGGUGUUCAGUGUGGUUCAGUACUAGGGCCAAGUAGACAGAGGAAGGAGCGUUAUCCCUCCCUCUCAGGAUGUGAAUAAAAUAAUACUAAACUCAAUUAAACACUAACCUUAGGAAGAACUUAACUGUUGUGUAUCGUUUUAUACUAAAUGCCUUUGUUUCUUGUAAUGCUUGUACUGUACCUUUUUUGCCUCACCCUUUUGUGGGGAUACAUUUAGUUUACCAUAUAAGAUUCAUACAGUACUUUAUGUUCAUAUUUUGUGAAUCUGUUGAUUGGGUAGAAUUUUGCUUACUUUACAGAUCUUUAGAUUUAUAUGGAAGAUUUAAAGCAAUGUUUAAUAAAAGGCAUAGAGCAUUGAUGUGUGUGUAUGUACUUAAACUGGACUUUUAACGGGAUAAAGAAAAUCUAAACA
This is a messenger RNA of Oncorhynchus mykiss (rainbow trout), 3338 nucleotides long. Its product is annotated as dual specificity testis-specific protein kinase 2. The record is from RefSeq and is a predicted model, not a curated record. Gene Ontology annotation, cellular component: cytoplasm; nucleus. Gene Ontology annotation, biological process: protein phosphorylation; actin cytoskeleton organization. Gene Ontology annotation, molecular function: ATP binding; protein serine/threonine kinase activity. NCBI's taxonomy places the organism in Eukaryota, Metazoa, Chordata, Actinopteri, Salmoniformes, Salmonidae.